UGCCGACCGUCCGUGCCAGGACCCUGUGUGUGCGUGUGCGUGUGUGUGUGUGUGUGUGCCGGGCUGCAGUUGAACCACUCAGCCGUCCGGAGGUUUAAGGUGGGCGGAGACAGAGAGCCCGAGGAAGUCCUCCUGUCUGCAGCGACCGACGCACACAGUGCAUUUCGGACUCGGCACCCGCACCCGUCCGAGGAGGGGAGACAUCAUGGCAACGACAACUUGUACGCGUUUUACAGAUGAGUACCAGCUGUACGAGGAGCUUGGCAAGGGGGCCUUUUCAGUCGUGCGCCGCUGUGUCAAGCUCUGCACGGGCCAAGAGUACGCCGCCAAGAUCAUCAACACCAAAAAGCUCUCGGCCAGAGACCAUCAGAAACUGGAGAGGGAAGCCAGGAUCUGCAGAUUGCUCAAGCACUCCAACAUCGUUCGUCUCCAUGACAGCAUCUCAGAGGAAGGCUUCCACUAUCUCCUCUUUGACCUGGUGACAGGAGGGGAGCUGUUUGAAGACAUUGUGGCUAGAGAGUACUACAGUGAAGCCGAUGCCAGUCAUUGCAUCCAGCAGAUCCUGGAGGCCGUGCUCCACUGCCAUCAGAUGGGGGUGGUACACAGAGACCUCAAGCCGGAGAACCUGCUGCUGGCCAGCAAGUGUAAGAACGCUGCAGUGAAGCUGGCUGACUUUGGACUCGCUAUCGAGGUUCAAGGGGAGCAGCAGGCUUGGUUUGGCUUCGCGGGGACUCCCGGGUACUUGUCCCCAGAGGUGCUGAGGAAGGAGGCGUACGGCAAACCUGUCGACAUCUGGGCAUGCGGUGUGAUCCUCUACAUUCUUCUGGUCGGGUACCCUCCGUUCUGGGACGAGGACCAGCACAAACUCUACCAGCAGAUCAAAGCUGGAGCGUACGACUUUCCCUCCCCAGAGUGGGACACGGUGACUCCGGAGGCUAAAAAUCUGAUCAACCAGAUGCUGACUAUCAACCCAGCCAAGAGAAUCACCGCCCAGGAGGCUCUGAAGCACCCAUGGGUCUGCCAACGCUCCACCGUGGCCUCUAUGAUGCACAGACAGGAGACCGUCGAGUGCCUGAAGAAGUUCAACGCCAGGAGGAAACUCAAGGGGGCCAUCUUGACCACCAUGCUCGUCUCCAGGAACUUCUCUGUGGGUCGGCAGACCACCGCGCCGGCGUCCGUCAGCGCCGUGGCUGGAACCCCCGCUGGCAUCGUGGAGCAAGCAGCCAAGAGUCUCCUCAACAAGAAGGCUGAUGUCAAGCCGCAGACCAACAGCACGAGAAACAGCACCGUCACCAGUCCCAAAGGACACGUCUCUGCUGCACUGGAGCCUCAGACUACUGUUAUCCAUAAUCCAAUAGAUCGGACCAAGGGGUCAUCUGACAGCAGCAACACCACCAUUGAGGAUGAAGAUGUAAAAGGUGGGACACACACACACACACACACAGACAAACACACACACAAUGCGGUGUACAGAUCUGUUCAUGUCUACGAGACUGAAGAGGAGGCCGCGAGGAGCAGAGAAGGGAUCCUGGAUAUAAUCAGAGAGAUCAGCGAGGGGAGGGAGGUGCAGGCGGAUAUGGAGGGAGGGGGCUCAAAGGAGUCUGAAGAGUCUGAUUUCUGGGAUCGUCGGCGUCCUCCUACGCUCUUCUCUCUCCGUGUCUCCGCAUGCAGUCCCACCGACGCUCCCAUCAUCAACCCUCCACCACAGCACCUCCGCCGCUCUGUGAAAACCACGCAGCAUGCCAAAAUCUCACUGUCGUUCUAUAUGGAUUCUCUUUACAACAAACAGCGCGAGAUGAGCUAA
Messenger RNA from Etheostoma cragini (Arkansas darter), 1804 nucleotides. RefSeq names its product calcium/calmodulin-dependent protein kinase type II subunit beta (gene camk2b2). Bases 206 to 1804 code for a protein of 532 amino acids. The record is from RefSeq and is a predicted model, not a curated record. Gene Ontology annotation, biological process: protein phosphorylation. Gene Ontology annotation, cellular component: cytoplasm; neuron projection. The transcript is spliced from 20 exons. NCBI's taxonomy places the organism in Eukaryota, Metazoa, Chordata, Actinopteri, Perciformes, Percidae. Gene Ontology annotation, molecular function: calmodulin binding; calcium/calmodulin-dependent protein kinase activity; ATP binding.